AUGUUUUCAAGUACUUCACAAAAUUCACUAUCAAUACACAAAGCAACAUUUGAUAUUGAAAUUAAUACACCUUUAUCAGAUGAAGAAAAUAAUCAUCAACGAUUUAAUGUUGGAUUUCCAAAAUUAUUUCGUAAUGUAUUUAAUCAUUCAAAAAAACAUAAAGUUUUACAACCAGAAAAUGAAAUGACAAGAUUAUCAAAAACAUUAAUGAAAUCAAAUGAAACAACUGAAACAUUAGCAAGUAUGACAAAUAAUACACAUAAUAACGAUAUAUGUUUAUUUUCUGAUAGUCCACAUUAUAUUGUUCGAAUUGCUGGAACAGGAAAUACAGAUGAAUUCGAACGUCUUAUUCGUGCUGAUCCAAGUAAAUUAAAAGUAGCUAAUCCAGUUGGUCUUUGUGCAGCUCAUAAUGCUGCUGCUCGAAAUCGAGUUGGAAUUUUAGCAUUAAUUGCACAAUAUAAUGAAGAUUUGAAUAUUGAAGACAAAGAUGGUUGGACACCAUUACAUCAUGCUGUACGAAAUAAUGCAUUGAAUGCCAUUGAAUUUCUUUUGGACAAUGGAGUUAAUGAUGUUCAUUUAUCUAAACAACACGAAGCACCUAUUCAUCUAGCUGUUAUACAUAAUCAAUUAAAAGCUCUUGAACUUCUUCUAUGUAAACGUCCAGAUGAAGUUAAUCUUGGCGGUGAAAGAGAUAAAACACCACUUCAUUAUGCUGCUUUAAUUGAUAAUGUUGAUGCAGCAAAAAUUCUUACAAAUUAUAAUGCUCGUCUUUGUCAACCAUGUAAUAGUGGCAGUUAUCCUAUUCAUGUAGCUGCAUUGAAUAGUAGUAAUCAAGUACUUAGUCAUUUAUUAGCAAUUGCUAAAUCAUUGGGAUAUGAUACUGAACAUCUUUUAAAUUUUUGUGAUGCUGAAAAUCAUCGACCAUUACAUUCAUCUGUUAUUGGUGGAAAUAUUGAAGCAGUUGAGAUUUGUCUAAAAAAUGGAGGCAAAAUAGAUGAUCAACAAGAAGAUUUGUCAACACCUGUUCAUUUAGCAUCAUCUCAAGGUUUAAUUGAAAUUCUUAAAUUAAUGUUUAAUUGUCAAUCGGAACUCAAAUCAAAAGUCAUUCGUAUGACAGAUGUUCAAGGCAUGACACCAUUACAUAAGGCAGCCAUGGGUGAUCAUGUUGAUGUUAUUGAAUUUUUACUUGACGAAGGAGCUGAUAUUGAUGUACGAGAUAUAUCUAAACGUACACCAUUAUUAGUUGCUACUUUAAAAUCAUCAGUACAAGCUGUUUGUUAUCUUUUAUCUCGAAAUGCUUCAUUAAUUUAUCGAGAUGAAACUGAUAGAAAUUUUCUUCAUUUUAUAAUAAUGCAAAAUUUACCAAUUGAAACAAUUGGUAAUAUUUUAUUUACUCGAGAUAAUUAUCAUACAUUAUUUGAUCAACGUGAUCAAGAUGGAUUUUAUCCGAUACAUUAUGCAUCACGUGAAGGACAAGUUAAUGUAUUAAAAACAUUAAUAAAACAUGGAGCAGAAAUAAAUAGAAAAACAAAUCAAAGACAAUCAUCAUUACAUUUUGCUGCUGAAUAUGGUCGAUAUAAUACAUGUCGUCAAUUAUUACAUACACCUGGUUUUAAACGCAUUCUUAAUGAACCUGAUAAACUUGGUCAAACACCAUUUCAUCUUUGUUGUCAAAAUGGUCAUACACGUGUUGUUCAAUUACUUUUACAUAAAGGAGCUCAAUUUACAAAAACUUUUGAAGGAAAUACACCAUUACAUGAAGCAGCUGCUAAUGGACAUGUAUCAACAGUGGAUGUUAUUCUUCAAGGUCAUGCUCAUUUAAUUAAUUCAAUUAAUCGUCUUGGAAUGACACCAUUACAUUUAGCUGCUUCAGCUGGUUAUGUUGAUUGUGUUGAUUUACUUUUAUCGAAAUCUGCAAAAUUUUUAAUAAAUAUUGAUGGUGAAACAUUUUUUGAUUUAGCAAUUAUACAAAAACAAAAAGAUAUUUGUCUUACUAUUAUUGCUCAUGAUCGAUGGAAAGAAGCAUUAGAUUUAAAAAGUUUAAAAUAUCAAACACCAUUACUUGGUUUAAUUGAACAUUUACCAGAAUGUGUACCAGUUUUAUUCGAUCGAUGUAUAACUCAUAGUCAUAAUGAUAAGAAACAUGAAGAUUUUCAUCUUACCUAUGAUUUUCAUUACAUUAAUUGGAUGGAUACAAAACAGAUCGAUGGAAAAGUGUAUCGUUAUCCAAUGCUUCCGUUAAAUAUGAUGGUUAAAUUUGGUCGUACAAAUCAUUUAACACAUCCAUUAUGUGAAACAUUACUUCGUCAAAAAUGGGUUUCAUAUGGUUGUCCAAUUUAUAUACUUGAUUUAAGUUUUUAUCUUCUUUUUCUUUUUCUUCUUUCAUAUUUUAUUAUAACAUAUCCUUCAUGUAAUCAUACUGAUCCAAUAAGUUGGAAAAAUUCUGUUGAUUCAUGUUCAAAACAUAAUUUUAUAUCAUUUCAAAAUGAUGCAAAAACAUUUCAAAUAAUUAGUAUUUGGUUUAUUGUUCUAUAUUGUUUUUUAAAUUUUAUUAUGGAAAUUAUUCAAUUAAUACAUGAUGGUUCAGAAUAUUUUUAUGAUAUUGAAAAUUAUAUACAAUGGAUAUUAUAUGUUACAACAAGUAUAUUUACAUUACCAUUUUUAUUUAAUCAAUCAUGGCAUUAUCAAUGGGUAGCUGGUUCGAUUAGUAUAUUUACUGCUUAUUUAGCACUUUUAUUUCUUCUUGGUCGAUUUUUUAUUUAUGGUAUUUAUGUAAUUAUGUUUUUAGAAAUAAUGAAAACAUUAUUACAUGUUUUAUCUUUAUUUUCAAUAUUAAUAUUUGGUUUUGCAUUAACAUUUUGUAUAACAAAACCAUUUGUUCAGGAUCUUGACCUAACAAAUCCACAAGAUUUCUUUAUGAUUGUACUUAAAACUAUAGCAAUGAUGUUAGGUGAACUUGAUUAUGAACGUUCAUAUUUAGAAAAUAUUAAAGGACAACAUUUUAAUACAACUAAUUUAAUAAUAUUACUUAUAUUUGCAAUAAUAAUGCCAAUUCUUCUAAUGAAUUUACUUGUUGGUUUAGCUAUUGGUGAUUUAAUGCAAAUUCAACAAAAUGCUCGUUUAAAACGUCUUGCUACCCAAGUUCAACUUCAUACAAAUCUUGAAAAAAAAUUACCAAGUAAAUUAAUUCAACGUUGGACAAAAAAUGAAUAUGUUGUUUAUCUUAAUAAAGGUAUUUGUAAGCGUUUUUCAACAGUAUUUAAAGAAUGGAUUGCUAAACCUCUCGAUGUAAAUAAUGUAUUAGAUUCAUAUGAUGAAAAUUGUACUGAAAGAGUUUUAUUUGUAGAAUUAUAUAAACAAAAACGAAGACAAAAAGAUAUGCAACGUCAAUUAGAAAAAAUGACUGAUCUUGUUCGAUUAGUUUUACAAAAAAUGGAAAUUCAAACUGAAACUGAAAGUGAUGAUAUAACAUCAAAUGAUAAAAAUGAAAAUUUUCUAAAAAUGCAAAAAUUUCGACACGUAUUUAAUGUUACACGUCGAUUUUCUCAUGCACGUUCUAUAAAUGGAAAUAAUCCACAUUUAUUUACUCAUUCCGAAGAAGCCUAA
Molecule: messenger RNA, 3606 nt
Organism: Rotaria sordida
Lineage: Eukaryota; Metazoa; Rotifera; Eurotatoria; Philodinida; Philodinidae
Source: the annotation of a GenBank genome assembly